UUGAACUUUAUAAUUUUAGUGAGUAAAAAAAAAACAAAAGGUGUGCAGAGAGAAAAAGAGAAACAUAGAAAAGUUUCCGGGGGUAUCGAUGAAUCAAACAGACACCCAACCGACCAACAUUUUCGCUGUUUUUCCAAUUCGUUUCUCUUUUUUCGGCUAUUGUGUGGGGUUGACCUUGUUCUGACUUACUAAUAAUACAAAUACUAUGUACUUAUUUUAUUUUAUUUUUGCAUUCAUUCAUUCAGUUUUAUUGUUAUUUUUAUGACUAAUAUCAUCCCUUUUCUUCCAUUUCAAUCAUUUUUUCAAUCACUAUUUUUUACAGUUCCGAAUCGUUUUAUUGCGAAUGGAUGACGCGCUAAAAGAGGCUGUCGAUCAACAUUUUGAAGCAAUGUAUCAAAUUUUUGAGGAAAAUCGGAGUAUAACAUCAAUUUUGAGGCAGGAAGUUUUAGAAGGAUCGGGAAUUAUGAUGCCUGUGAGUUGAAAAAUAGGAAACCCCUGAAGGUUUAGCAAUUAAAUCUGAAAAGAUCUCACAAAUAUAUAUUUUUUCAGUCAAAUUAUGAUGAAGAAGAUAAUGAUAAUACUGAAGAAGAGCCUAAACAUGCAACAGAAAUUCAAAGACAGAAAAAGGAAAGGGAAAUUGAACUAGCCGAAGAAAUUGGUGAGUGAAAACUGAACGGUUUUACAUAAAUUUCAUUGUUUUUUUUUCGAUCGAUCGAUAGAGAACUUUUAAAAACAAAAAUUCUUGAUAAAUGUUUCGAAAAAUUUCCAGCUGAGAAAGCGACUGUAAAAUCAAUAGUUGUUCUGAUGCAUUCCGAUGGUUGGUUCGAAGAAGAAGACGAUGAAGAUAAAAACGAUGAUGAAGAUUAG
Caenorhabditis angaria is the source of this 867-nucleotide messenger RNA. The record is from the annotation of a GenBank genome assembly. Lineage: Eukaryota; Metazoa; Nematoda; Chromadorea; Rhabditida; Rhabditidae.